Mercenaria mercenaria is the source of this 2622-nucleotide messenger RNA. RefSeq lists its product as uncharacterized. Bases 1 to 1473 code for a protein of 490 amino acids. The transcript has 11 exons. Lineage: Eukaryota; Metazoa; Mollusca; Bivalvia; Venerida; Veneridae. The record is from RefSeq and is a predicted model, not a curated record.
AUGACAGAUAAUUCGUCUACAAAAGCGAGCGCAGCACAAACACCUCUAGAUCAGCUUGCAAAUGUUACAGCUUACAGUUAUUCUUCAAGAACGUUUGGACCUGCUACCACUGUCUCAAACUAUGUGCUACUCACGGUUAGCAUUGCAAUCGUUGUCAGUGAUAUUAUUGCUGUCCGGGUGUUAAGAAAAUGUCGACGUAUCCCGCGUCAGUGCUUGUUACUCUCCGUCAACUUCAUAGUCAGCGACGGUGUCAACUCUGCACUGUUUGCACUACACCAGAUCGCGUUGCUAAUGUUCAAUUUCUACAACGAUAUCACCCACUUCUCUAGAAUGUUCGGCACAGGACUGAUGAACAAUAUCACGUCAGCAUCUAUCACGGCAAUCGCCGUUGAACGGGUUAUAGCCCUGAAAGCCAACUUGCGGUAUGCGAAAUCUAUACGCAUGAGAAUUUUUAUGUGUGUAAUUGUAUUUGUGUGGGCUUUCCAUACAUCUGUUAUAGCAAGCACGAUUACCGUGAGUGUUGGCCUGCACUGGACCACAAUUGCACCUUCGGCCACUCCAACACCAGACAGCGUACAAGUGGUGAAUGUGGUGCUGACACUGGAUAUUACUGUUGAAGGCAAUCUAAAUGUUAGUGUAACAUAUGAGACAUACAGACUUGAAGUACAAGCUCGGCUAACGAUAAUAUACAUAGAGAAGCUUGGGGUUGUUACAGUCACCAUCAAGAUAAACAGUCUCAGUAUUGGGAGUCUGGUAGUGGAUUACGAUGUGGUUGUGCCAAAAACUUCACUGCCAGAUGUGGCAGUCGUUCACGCUGACAUUGCUUCAGGCAAUACAACAGUGCAAGUGUUUGGUGACAGCGUUCAUGCUAGCGGUAUUGUUAUUGACAACACAACAGUGGACGUAGGUGUGAGAACAACAGAAGAACAACUGUGUGAGAUAUACGAAGCAUCUGCUGGUGAUUGUGGAACAGAAUAUUUAUGUAGUGUCAGCAACGGUCUGCCAUUCUGCGAAUUACGACAUACUGAAGAUACGCUACCACUGAUCCUGGGACUUGGUAUCGGCAUACCGAUGUUUCUUCUCUGUGUGGCAGCGAUCAUACUGUUUAUUGUGUUCUAUCACCAUAGGAUCAGGAGAAAGCAAAGAGGAAUCUAUAGAGAUGACGAUGAAAGUAGCAGCUCAGUUUAUCAGGGAAGGAUACCGGUGCGGUUAUACACAGGUGCCAGAGGACAUUUUUACGGUCCUCAAGAUCUUCCUACGUUUCCGGACAAGAACGGAUACAGAAGUGAUUCGAGCGAACCUAACACAUUCUCCGAACACACAAUGUAUUAUGACAAUGCACCAAAAGCCGACCAAGAGAACCGCUUUACUUGGGACUUCUUGUUAGGUUUUACCCGGCCAGGAGAAAAGUACCAGAUAAGACGACCAAUGUUUGGAAGAGAGCAAGAAGGCCAAAACAAACAACAUCAUUAGUGACCUUUAGUGGACUUUUCGGACUUUUGCGAAUAAUCAGAUAUUUCAGGCCAAGCCAGACAAACAUUAGUUGCCAUAUUAAUCUUAAAUAUAUAUUGUGAAUGUGAAACUUUUAUAUAUAAUGUCGUUAAUUCCUUCUUAGAACAACAACAGUCAAUACUGACAACCUUUUAACCUACAUUCAGUUAUUGAUAAUUUAUCUGUCAUUUAUAAUUUAAUUAUAAUUGCUGGAUUGUGAAGUAAGCUUAAAGCUAUUAUGAGUCGCUCUCGAGACCAUUUUCUAGGAAAAGCCAGUCCUAGUUGCUUAGGAGAAGUGGCCGUCCAGAACCUAGUGAUGUUCUUUCUCUGGUUCCGACCGAUAGCUUUUCGACUCGAUCAACGUUUAUCUUUUUGAUACAUUGAUAUGAUAUACUAACAUGAAUAAAUGAGCCGUGCCAUGUGAAAACCAACAUAGUAGCUUUGCGACCAGCAUGGGUCCAGACUUGCUUACGCAUCCUCGCAGUCUGGUCAGGAUCCAUGCUAUUCGCUAACAGUUUCUCUAAUUCCAAUUCCGCGGAUGCGCAGUUUGGUCUGGAUCCAUGCUGGUCGCAAACGCAUGAUGUUGGUUUUCUCGCGGCAUGGCUCAAAUGUUUCUAAAUAUAAGUACUGUAAAUGGUUGAUAUUUCACAGUUGCACGUACCGGUGAUAUAAUAUUCUUUAAUUGUAGACUGUAAUUAAAUUAAAGCUCAUUUAUAUAUAAUGAUACUAGAUCUACAUUUUUAUGAAAUGCUACGCAAAACGUAUAUGUGUUCAGUUUUGAGGUGAGUUUGCGUAAUGUUCUAAUAGCUUUCAUCAAUUUUAAUCAAACAACGUGGCCAAGUCGUUAUGAAGACAUGUACGAACUUCUCAAACGCGUUCAUGUUGACAUAAAUAUCAUGACAGUGCUUUGUAAGUGAUCAAAUUAUGACAAUGCCAAUAGGAAAAGUUUUAUUAGAAUAUAUUAAAUAUAAAUAAAUCUAUAAGAAGAUCCUUCGGAAGCAUCUGGAUUAAUGUUAGUUUUAUUUAAGAGGAGCACCCGGGAAAAAUGUCCUUUUCGAGUGUUUUUUUGUUGUUGAUUAAACAGGAAAUAUUCUUCUCAUCUGUGUAGACAAUUUUACAAAAUUAAAACAG